AUGAUGAUGUUGAAGAAGGGUUGUUGUUCAUUACUCUUGUUGCUCGGUCUUGUCCGCGGCCUUGCUUCUACGUCCCCGUCUACUGGAAAGACUCUCGUUUCGGGCAAAAAAGUCGUGGUUGUCGGAGGUGGUCCAGUUGGUCUUUAUUUCGCUGCCUUGAUGUCUCAGAAAGAUCCAACCGUUCAAAUUGAAAUUCUCGAGAAGCGCACUGGAAAAUCUGUCAAUGCGUUUGGUUUGGGUGUGGGGCAUCGCAUGCAAAACCGUCUCAAUGAUAUCCCUGGAUUGUGCGAGAAGGCGAUUGAAAUAAGUGCCACAGUGGAAAGUCUCAACAUUCCUCUUGUGGAUAGAGGUGAUCUGACCAGGCAAAUGAGUUCUUUUGUGCUCGACAAGUUUGGUAGCAAUUGCCAAUUGGCACUUGGAGAAGAAUGUGAUUCGGUGGACUUUGAGAACAAGAGUAUUAUCACGAAUACUGGUAGGACCAUUCAGUAUGAUUUGUUGCUGGCAGCUGACGGAGUCAACUCGAAAAUCCGACAAAAACUCGUCGAAAAAGAACCAGAGACUUUCCAAGAGCAACAUUAUCUAGAAAACUCCCAUUGGAAGGCGCUCUCACUGCCAAAACAACCCGAUAUCGGAAAGGGAUCAUUCAAACCACUCAGACACCCUUCCAUUGCUAGCGGACGAGUGCUACCAAAAGCUCCAGAGGGACAUGUUCUGUUGCUCUUUUGGAGAGACGAACAUGGAAUCGAUAAUCCGAUGGGAAUCGAGACGACCGAGGACCUCAAGCAAAUGAUCACCGACGCAAUGCGAGACAAAAAUACCCGGGGAGUCAAUCCUCUCCGAAAGCUCUUGGGUCUCGAACAAGGCGACAGCCAUAAGAGCGAUCGUGUUGUAGUCUUUGAAGAAGCCGCUUUGGAAGCCUUCAUCUCCCAACGGGCCGGAAGAUCACAUCACUUGAAAAUCAAUCAGUACCAUUACCAAGAUUCAGUGGCAUUGAUUGGUGAUAGUGCGCAUGCCAUGAAUUCUCUGCUAGGGCAAGGAUGCGCCACUGGUCUAGAGAGUACGCACACUCUUGUACAAUGUCUUCUUGGGGAGGAAGAGACAACGAUGGAGAAGGCUUUGUCAAGAUAUACAGAACUUGCCACAAAAGAAGCUCAUGCCAUGACCGAACUUAGCCUGAUCAACUAUGCCAUCAAGGGUCCUUUGACCAUCCUAAAAGCGUUACCAUUGAUUCUAUUGAACAUGCUUCGUGGGAGAGGCUUGUUGAAGAGGCUUGUGGACAUUAGCGUCCCCUUUUCACAAAUCGCGAAGGAAAACAAAAGCCUGCUGAAAAUGUGUCGUCGGAAAUUUGAAAAGCAGCGAAGAGCAUUUGCGAACUGA
Molecule: messenger RNA, 1377 nt
Organism: Cylindrotheca closterium
Lineage: Eukaryota; Bacillariophyta; Bacillariophyceae; Bacillariales; Bacillariaceae
Source: the annotation of a GenBank genome assembly